AUGGAUUCAGAACCAUUGGUAUCGGGAUGUGAAUCUCGUAGCUGUAUAGAAGAUAAUGAACCAAACGAACAAGCUGCUCUAAGAUAUAUUGCCCCGAUAAAGAACAAACUUUCAAGUGUAUUUUUUACUGAAGCUUUCAGUAAGACACGAGCUCUGAAUUUAGUAUUAAGCAAUCAUGUUGUGACAGUCGAGUUGUUGAUCGCCACUUCGGCCUACUCCCACGACGCCGUCUUCAGCGACCGAAUGAGUGUUCCUUCAAGAUAUCUCCGAAUAGACCUUCAGGUCUCAAUGGACUUAUUCGACAACAGUGCUCUCAGUGAUACCAUAGACCUUAAAGGGAUGGUCUUCGAUUCGAAGGUUCGACCCAUCCGCGACCGUAAGACUGGUCAGUCGCCACUUACAACGGCAUGUACUUCAGCCCUGAGCGUGGCCUCGUCAAGCAAGCUAUCAAGAUCUCCCAGCGCUAAGUUGAGGGCUAUCCGUCUCGAGAACUACGGUGCCAGGAGGAUCAAGGACGACAAGCCCCUUGCCGGUGUCUAA
Messenger RNA from Fusarium fujikuroi IMI 58289, 540 nucleotides. RefSeq lists its product as uncharacterized. NCBI's taxonomy places the organism in Eukaryota, Fungi, Ascomycota, Sordariomycetes, Hypocreales, Nectriaceae. The record is from RefSeq and is a predicted model, not a curated record. The transcript is spliced from 5 exons. The coding region runs from base 1 to 540 and encodes 179 amino acids.